AUGAAGACGCUCAAUUCAUGGCUCAAGGCGGGCCGGAGGACCGGGCUUGAGCGGUUUAACAUUUUUGUCGGCGGUUUUUUGUACAUUAGCGAGGGAGAUGUGGCUGCUUUUCGAGUACAGCUCACUACGCUGCCGGAUUGGAUGAAGCAAGUGGAGAUUACCUUGCUGGAGGCGCUUGGGCCGCGGAUUGCAGUCGAAUUCUGGUCGCAAAAAAUCAAGGACAAGUUUGCGCACAUUCACAUGGAUAACUUGGCGGCCGUGUUUAGCCUCGCGCGGAAUUCGAGCAAGAAUUUUUAUGUGGCGCAAGUUAGUCGAAGUUUUCAUGAUUGCACUUCCCAGUGGGGAAUUGAGUGGUAUGUUAGUUGGAUUAGCACUCUUCGGAACAUCGCUGACGUUUUGACUAGAAGGGAGCGGCUUUCUCUUCUUGAAGCCGCGUUUCAGGGUGUUCCUGUUUUUGACAUCCCACAGUCCUUUUUGAUCGAGCAUGAAUUUUUGUGGGGUGAUUAUGAAUUCAGACGAGUCCCUAGGGCGACCCUUCUUGAGGGUGGUGAUUUCACUGCCCCAGGGAGGACAUAG
Amoebophrya sp. A120 is the source of this 576-nucleotide messenger RNA. The record is from the annotation of a GenBank genome assembly. Lineage: Eukaryota; Dinophyceae; Syndiniales; Amoebophryaceae.